Molecule: messenger RNA, 1755 nt
Organism: Pararge aegeria (speckled wood butterfly)
Lineage: Eukaryota; Metazoa; Arthropoda; Insecta; Lepidoptera; Nymphalidae
Product: apyrase-like
Exons: 11
Coding region: 116-1732 (538 amino acids)
Biological process (GO): AMP catabolic process
Cellular component (GO): plasma membrane
Molecular function (GO): 5'-nucleotidase activity
Source: RefSeq, a predicted model, not a curated record
UAUUUAGUAGUACUUAAUCACUCAGUUCGACCUCACGUCUUGUGGUUACGUAUUAUAUUACGAUACCAGAUCAUGUGAUAAUUAUAAUCAAAUAAAAAAAAAGUUAAUUUAAAAAAUGUAUAAAUUGUUUGUGAUAUUUUUGUCUAUAGUUAGUGUUUAUGUGGACGGCGCAUCGUUAAAGAAUGAUUUAUUUAGAUUGGAUAUAGUGCAUUACAAUGAUUUCCACGCGAGAUUUGAAGAAACUACAAUAUCAUAUCCAGUAUGCACAUCAAACGAUACGUCGUGUUUAGGAGGCUACGCUCGUUUAUACUACGAGAUUAAAACUUUGCUCAAAGAAAAGCCUGGCGCUUUACUCUUGAAUGCUGGAGAUACGUUCCAGGGGACCUACUGGUACACUUUGCUGAAAUGGAAUAUAACGCAGAAGUUUAUCAAUAUGCUACCCAAUGAUGCUCAUACCAUAGGCAAUCAUGAAUUUGAUGAUGGUGUAGCGGGAGUAGCACCCUACCUUGCGGCACUCCAAGCACCUGUUGUAGUAGCGAAUAUUGACACCAGACUAGAACCCUCCCUAAAUGGGUUAUACAAACCACAUAUUGUACUGAAAAGAAGAGGUAGAAAUAUAGGAAUAAUUGGACUUAUAACAACAGAAACAAAGUCAUCUUCAAAUCCGGAAAAAGUAAAGUUUUUGGAUCCAAUAGCAACAGUACAAAGAGAAGCCCAAAUUUUGACGGAUGAAGGAGUAGACAUUAUAAUAGUGCUCUCGCAUUGUGGGCUUGAAGUUGAUAAGAAAAUAGCCAGCUCUGUCGGUGAAAAUAUCGAUCUGAUUAUUGGUGGGCACUCUCACAGCCUUCUCUGGAAUGGAAAUUCACCAAGCAAGGAGUUCGUAGCAGGGCCAUAUCCUGUGCUAGUUAAAACUGAAGCAAAUCCGCAACAUGAAGUGCUGAUAGUAACUGCAGCUUGUUUUACGAAGUAUCUCGGCAAUCUUACCGUAUACUUCGACCAAAAGGGAAACUUGAAAGACUUUAGCGGCGAACCCGUCUUUCUUAACAGAUCCAUUCCGGAAGAUCCAGAAAUAAAGGAACUAUUAAGACCCUACACUGAGAAAUUGCAUUCUUUUGUCAAUGAAAAAGUGGGAUUCGUUGGAGAGGCCCUUAUCACUAGGCAGUGUGGAUCAGGGGAAUGUGCUAUUGGUGACAUCGUUGCUGAUGCCUUGUUAGAUGCUACAAAGCAGAUGAAGGUUUCAAACUUAACAAAUGUUGCAUUCUUGUUGAGGAACAUGAUGCGCGGAUCAAUCCCUGAAGGAGAUAUAAUGCGAGGAGAAUUGAUUAAUGUUAUGCCGUUCACCAAUUCAAUAGCAACAUUCGCACUGCAAGGCAAAUACUUAUUAGAUGCUUUCAGGAACUGUAUGACCAAUUACUGGGUUGCGAAACCAUUUGUAGGACCGUGGAUGCCUCAAGUAGCCGGACUACGUUUAACAUUAAAUCUAACUGAUAAUUUGACUAUGGAAGCUUUAAUAAAGGAAGGCGAAGAAUACGUAUUAUUGGACCCAGAAAAGGAGUAUCAAGUCACAACGCUCAGUUUUCUUAGUAGAGGCAAGAAUGGCUUUGGCAUGCUUAAGGAACACGGAAAGAACAUGGUCACAGUGGGUAAAGAUUCUGACAUUUUGGAAAAUUAUGUACGCAAACAUUCACCGAUUGUACCUAAGUUGGAUAGUAGACUUAUUGUCAUAAACUAAAUAUAUAUAUAGGAAAGUACUUA